Messenger RNA from Cetraspora pellucida, 135 nucleotides. NCBI's taxonomy places the organism in Eukaryota, Fungi, Glomeromycota, Glomeromycetes, Diversisporales, Gigasporaceae. The record is from the annotation of a GenBank genome assembly.
AUGCCAACUGUAUCUACAUCCAGUUCAAAAGGUAGUAGAAAUUUAAGGAAUGGUCUUCGUAAAGACCAGGAUCGGGCAGUACCGGACCGAUAUCGAAUGAUUUUCAGUCCUGGUCCAGACGAUGGCCCUAGCUGA